AUGGGUAGCAUCGAUCCAAAUUUUGAUCCGAUUCAAGAUGAUCUGGACCAGGUCAUCGCGGCUGCUACUCGGUACAAGGAGCGUGUAUCCGAGGCAGACAGCUACAAUGCCAGAUACAAUCUCAUGGAAAAGGCCGCUCGCCUCUAUCAAACCAUUCGCGGACCUGCAGAUAUGGUUUUCUCCAAGUUCGAAGAUGCAGCGAAUAUGGGAGCCAUCAGAGCCCUGCUUGAGGCGGGAAUCUUUCACGCCAUCCCUACUGGAGGGAAGAGCAUCUCAGCCAAGGAACUUUCUGCAAAGACCGGCGUGGAUAAGGAGGUAAUCGUACGACUUAUGCGCGCAGUUACCCCAAUGGGACCAUUCCGAGAGACCGGGGAGGAGGAAUACGCCCACACGUCAUUUUCAGAGAUCUACAUGGCACCUCAAAUGAUGGGGGCGGAUGAAUAUUUCACACCCAUGCUGAAGAACCAUGAAUUUCUGCGCCGCCAGAACUGGCAAAAUAACUUUCGUCUGCGGAACAACCCGUAUACGUUUGUACACAACUGCGAAGGGGAGACAAUGUUUGAGCACAUAUCCAAGUUCCCUGACCGAUUUACCACGUUCAAUGAAGCCAUGGUGGCCCAGGACUCGGGGCUCAUCGCGAUUGGCCUCUACCCCUUUGUAGAGGAAUUGAGCAGCUUAGCCAGUGAGGACACAGCCACCAUUGUUGAUGUGGGAGGCGGCCGAGGCCACAUCUUGCGUCAAAUCAAGGAAAGCGCUCCUGAGCUGCCGGGGAGGUUUAUACUCCAGGACCAGGCUAGCGUUAUCGCAGAUAAUGGAAUGGAAAGACAGCCGCUUGGAAUUGAGGCCAUGGCCCAUGAUUUCUUCCAGCCACAGCCAAUCAAAGGGGCCUUGGUCUACUAUAUUCGCCGCUGUCUACACGACUGGCCGGAUGAGCCAGAGUCAAGACAGAUUCUGGAGAACUUAGCCGCAGCAAUGGAUCCCGAGAGGUCUCGGGUCUUGAUCACGGAAUAUAUCCUGCCAGAAGUUGGCUCCAACAUGUUCCAUGCUUGGAUGGACCACACUAUGAUGACGUUUGCUGGACGUGAACGCACAGAGAAGGACUGGGAACGUCUACUUGAUAUGUCUGGGCUAAGGUUGGUCAAAGUGUGGAGAGCCCCCGGAAUACCGGUUGGUGUCGUUGAAGCUCGCUUGAAGUAA
Molecule: messenger RNA, 1197 nt
Organism: Aspergillus pseudonomiae
Lineage: Eukaryota; Fungi; Ascomycota; Eurotiomycetes; Eurotiales; Aspergillaceae
Product: S-adenosyl-L-methionine-dependent methyltransferase
Exons: 5
Coding region: 1-1197 (398 amino acids)
Molecular function (GO): O-methyltransferase activity
Source: RefSeq, a predicted model, not a curated record